CCUCGUCAUCUCGCAAGAGAAUCUCAGCAAAAGAUGAGGGUACCGACAGUCGCCGCCUUGAUUGGCAGCCUCGUCUUUACGCUCGGGGCUGUAGCAUCAUCGCGGCCGUCCUCUUCAAACGACUGGCAGGUGGCCAAUCUGGUCAGGACGGUUGAAUUGGGAGGCUCGGUGCAUACUCAGAUGGACGUCCACACGAUUCGACGGCCAGCCGGUGCGCCGGAGCCUGCCGAAUCAGAUCCCCCCACUACUUACUUUUUCGCAUUGUCCCAACGGGAUGCUUCGAUCCUGAGUGCCAUCGAGUGCACGGCCAAGUUUGGCGCCGGCGUCAAACCCAGUCAGCGGGCUGUCCUGCCCGUUCAAGACGAAGGCGCCUGGGACGAAUUUCUGGAGUCUUACCUCUCCAGCAGUAACGUAUCAGCAGCAACGCGACCUCAUCUCUUCUCGGUCAAGGUACCCGCGAAUUUCCAAAGGCGGGCAAGAGAGGACAUCACGGAGAUCCCCGACGUGACCCUGACAAUAACCUCGACGCUGCUUCCCUCGCCAGAACCACUCCCUCGGACUGUAGGCCAGAAGGAGUCGCAGUACCUCGUCUGGACAGGCGACACUGAGCCUUUGAGUGUCUACCCGGUGGACAAGGCUAGGACCAAAGUAAAAGCGCCACACCCCAAAAUUGUGUCGUACGAAACGACGCCGCCGCUGCCGUCAGACUUGGUGACAAAGUCUGGCGCCAUCGUCACGUUUGGUCCUUAUGAGAGACUUUCUGCGCUGAACCCGAGCAAGCCGGUAAAGGUGGCACAGGCAAAAGUUCACUACGGCCUCGAUGCGCCUGUCGUCUCUGUCAUCCAGGCUCUGCGAAAGGUCCAAGUGUCGCACUGGCGCAACAGGCUCAGCUUCGAGGACAAGCUGUGGCUCAAGAACGCCGGCGCUAUGCUCAAGGGGCACUUCUCGCGCAUCGAGCACCAAAUGUCUAACUUCAUGAAGGUCGACACCUCCCACGUCCUCACCCACCUCGUCAUGCACCUUCCUCCCGGUGCCGACGACGCCUGGUUUGUGGAUGAUUCGGGCAACGUGAGCACGAGCCAUUUUCGAACCUCGUCGCCAUCGCCAAAGGACAUCGGUACGCCUCCUCACCUCCUGCCCACCAGCCGCGCAUCGAUGCUCGAUGUUCGGCCGCGCUACCCGCUGCUGGGCGGAUGGAACUACUCGUUCAGCAUUGGUUGGGGCGUCCACCUUGCUGACGGCUGGGGGCAGAGCAUGGGCGCAAGUCGCUACCAGGUCAAGAUCCCCUUUGUCACGCCACUGCCCGAUAUUGCGAUUCAAGAGGCCACAGCUCGAAUCGUGCUGCCCGAGGGCGCCAGCGACAUCGAGAUCCAGGCGCCGUUCAACAUCGAUGCGCAAAGCCAGGAGCGCGACUGGAGCUUCCUUGACACGGUUGGCAGUCCCGUCGUCGUUCUCACGAAGUUCAAAUGCAGUGACCGACACGGCGGCCUCGUCUCGAUCACCUACACGCUCUCGGCCUUGGAUCACUGGAGAAAGGUCAUCGUGGGCACCGUCUUGCUCAUUGCAGGCAUCGUCACAACGAGCCUGCUGAGCAAAAUUGAUCUGAGAAUCAAGUAGAGGUGGUGAUAUAUUGUGUAACCUGCAGGGGAAUGACGAUAGCCCUGUCUUAAUGUCUGCUUGCCUUUCCGCCGUAAUCUCUCUUUUGUGCAC
Molecule: messenger RNA, 1710 nt
Organism: Acaromyces ingoldii
Lineage: Eukaryota; Fungi; Basidiomycota; Exobasidiomycetes; Exobasidiales; Cryptobasidiaceae
Product: Ribophorin I
Exons: 3
Coding region: 34-1617 (527 amino acids)
Cellular component (GO): oligosaccharyltransferase complex; membrane
Source: RefSeq, a predicted model, not a curated record